Stegodyphus dumicola is the source of this 1208-nucleotide messenger RNA. RefSeq names its product huntingtin (gene htt). Gene Ontology annotation, cellular component: nucleus; cytoplasm. NCBI's taxonomy places the organism in Eukaryota, Metazoa, Arthropoda, Arachnida, Araneae, Eresidae. The record is from RefSeq and is a predicted model, not a curated record.
UCAUGUUUGGUUAGAAAAUGUAAACAGUGGUGGAACUGUAUUGCUAAAUGUCGCACAUUUCCUGAUUGUGUACUAUUCGUUUUAGCUGCAGCGUUUCCAAUGCUAGCUACAACUAUGGCUACGAUGGAUAAAUUGAUGAAGGCUUUAGAAGCUUUGAAAGUUAUACAGUCGCCAAGUUCUACUGAAGAAGCUGUGCUGCAGAAGAAAAAGGAAGUGUGUGCAAGUGCUAAAGAGAAAAUUCUAAAUUGUAGUACUGUGGCAGAUGCAAUAUGUUCACCUAGCCUCAGAUCAACUCCAGAUUUUCCCAAGGUGUUAGGUUUAGCAAUGGAUACAUUUAUGCUGUGUUGUGAUGAUGAAAAUUCUGAUGUUCGUCUUAUGGCUGAUGAAUGCCUUAAUAGAACAAUAAAGACUCUUUUAGAUUCACAUUUAGGACGGCUAUUAGUUGAACUGUUCAAAGAAAUUAAAAAAGAUGGUUCUGCACGCAGUCUUCGAGCAGCAUUGAGUAGAUUUGGUGACAUUUGCCAUCUGAUGAGACCUCAAAAAUGCAGACCUUACACAGUUAAUCUUGUACCAGCUUUGGCAAAAAUAUGCCAACGUAAAGAUGAAGAGUCUGUUCAAGAAACGCUAGCUAUUGUUAUUACCAAGAUUAUGCCUGUGUUAGGCCAGUUCACAAAUGAUAAAGACAUUAAGACACUUCUAAAAGCCUUUCUUCCAAAUCUUACUGUAACUUCUGCUAUUGUACGACGAGCUGCUGCAAGUUCAUUGACAUGCAUAUGUGAAUAUUCUAGAAGGCCAUCAUCAUUUUAUUCUUGGUUGUUAUCUGCCUUGUUUGAAUUAAUUCUGCCAGUGCAGGAUGAACGACCAGUUUAUGUUACUCUUGGUGUUCUGUUGUGUUUUCGGCACCUUGUUCCCCAUCUUAAUGAUGCCAUGUCAUCUCCAAAUUAUAAAGGAAAUGUCAGUAUUAUGCAAAAUGAAGAAGAUAUGGGUGUUACCAAGGAACAAAUUUUAAAAGUUUAUGAAAUUGCACUGCAUUUUACUCAUCAUCCUGACCAUAAUGUUAUCACUUCUACUUUGGAAACUCUGUACCAGUUAUUAAAAUGUGCUCCAAAAUCACUGCAGCAAGCUUUGCUCUCUCCCUCUGGCAUAACAAAAUCAUUAAUAUAUACCUCAGACAUUCCUAAGUUAAAUAGAAUUAUGAGUGAAAGUAA